ACAGGUGGACUGGCCUGUUUGGUCUGCUCUGCUCUGAGCUGCUGGUUUGGACUCAUGCUGAGUACAGUUUACACCUGGUACCUGAAGACCCAUCGAAUAGAAAGAACCCAAGAACUGUUUGUGCGAGGCAUGUAUGAAGGAGCGUUUCUAGAACAGUCCAUGUUGCUAAAUACACGUUUUAAAAUCAGAAAGAGAAUCAAGGAAAAAAAAUGUGCAGAAGAAACCAUCCAAGUGUUUCUGUGUGCAACGAUGUGGCACGAGACCUAUGAUGAAAUGAUGAAGAUAAUCAUCUCUAUGUUCAGGCUCGAUAAAUACAGACCCAAGACGGACAAACAUAGUGAUGUUGAGUUUGAAUUCCAUAUUUUUUUUGAUGAUGCUUUCAAGGAUGUUGAUAGUGGAAGACAUGCAAAUGAAUAUGCUGAAAUUCUUGUGGAUGUAAUUAAAGAAGUUUACAGCAUUUUUAGUGAAGAGGAUCCCUGUAUAUUCAAGGAAAAGGCAGCACUACCACAUCAGAAAAUCAUAGACACCCCUUAUGGGGGUCGACUGGAAUACACUCUGCCUAAAGGCAAUUUGAUGAUGGUUCACCUCAAAAACAAGACACUUAUCCGCCACAAAAAAAGAUGGUCGCAGAUAAUGUACUUAUAUUACAUUCUUGGCUGGAGACUUAACAGACCGUACUUCGAGGAAUUUGAAAGAACUGGAGGUAAUGAACAGGAUUCCCUUUUGGAGAGACUGAAGAAAGAGAGGGAGAACACAUACAUCUUGGCCCUGGAUGGAGAUACUGAUUUCCAGCCGUCUGCAGUCAUGCUGUUAAUCGACAGACUUAAACUCUACCCAGAAGUUGGCGCUGCCUGUGGCAGGAUUCAUCCAACAGGCACAGGACCUGUGGUAUGGUAUCAGAAGUUUGAAUAUGCGGUGGGCCACUGGCUGCAAAAGACUGCAGAGCACGUGUUCGGCUGUGUACUGUGCAGCCCUGGUUGUUUCAGUCUUUUCAGAGGAGCUGCACUCAUGGACGACAACGUCAUGAAGAGAUACACAACCAAAGCCAGUGAAGCCAGCCACUAUGUCCAGUAUGAUCAAGGUGAGGACCGCUGGCUGUGUACUCUGCUGCUGCAGCAGGGCUGGAGGGUGGAGUAUAACGCAGCAUCUGAUGCCUACACCAACGCUCCACAGGAUUUUAAAGAGUUCUAUAACCAGCGCAGACGCUGGGGACCCUCUACCAUGGCCAACACCAUCGACCUCUUGGGCUCAGGAGGACUGACCUCUCAGAAAAACAGCUCUAUCUCAAAACUUUACAUCUUGUACCAGAUUAUCAGCAUGGCAGCUUCAAUCCUGGGUCCUGCCACUAUCUGUCUCAUGACAUCAGGGGGCUUUGUGUUCAUCUUAAAUGUGAAUGAAACUACAGCCCUAGCUUUGGCCAUAGUGCCCCCUACUGUUUACCUCAUCCUGUGCUUCAAACUCAAAUCUGACACACAAAUUAAAAUUGCAGCAGUCAUGAGUGUAUUCUAUGCAUUUCUCAUGGCGGGAACAGUUCUCUCAGUCAUAGGUAAUUUAGUGAAGGAAAAGACUUUUCUCAACCCCAGUGGUCUGUUCCUCAUCGGUAUGGUGGUUUUGUACAUCAUCACGGCAGCUUUACACCCUCAGGAGUUCUCAUUGAUCAGCUAUGGAUUGUUAUACUUCCUCUGCAUUCCCAGUGGAUAUCUACUCUUAACUAUUUACUCUAUAGUCAACAUGAACAAUGUCACGUGGGGCACUCGUGAAACCGGCAGCCAGGCUAAAACUACUGCAGUCGAUACCAUCAAGAAGAAGAUCAUGAACGCCACAUGCUGCAAAUGUCCUUGCUUGGAAUCUGAAGAUCUGAGUGAGAAGAUGUUACCAGCAGAAACUGAAAAGCCACAUAUUCCCUUGGAAACGCAGAGGGAAUGUGAGUCCCAGCUUAGUCCUCAAAUUCCAAAAGAUUGGAUUGAACAUCUGCAGAUGAAAUCUUAUGAAUUUCCCUUGGAUAAAUCUGUACUCACUUUGGAUGAAACUAACUUCUGGAGAGAUCUGCAGAAGAAAUAUCUGGAACCUCUUAAAGAGAAUAAAGAACAACAGGAAAAAGUUGCUUGUGAUCUGAAAGAACUUAGAAAUAAGGUUACAUUUGUCUUUUUCUUCUGCAAUGCACUUUGGCUGGUGGCAACUUUCUUCCUUCAGGCGAUUGGUGUUUCUAUAAAGAUCCCAAAAAUCUAUCCCAAUGGGACAUAUGACCCAACAGAAGUGUUUUCCCUAGAUCCAAUUGCACUGAUGUUUCUACUGAGCUUUGUGUUAUUACUGCUAAUGCAGUUUGUUGCAAUGCUUCAUCACAGAAUCUACACAUUAAUCCAUUUUGUGGCAUAUGCUGACACAGAAAUUAAAUCUCACAGGAAGCAGUCAGACCAGAUGCUUGAAUCAAACCACCAGCCCGAGACGUCUGUGCCAGAGCCAGAGCCAGAUCCAGAUGCAGCCUUGUAUUUUCAGAACCCCUCUGCAGAUAUAAUGUCUUGAAAAGUCUUAAAUUGAAGAAUCUAUUGAAAGUAUCUGUGUUCACACUAUUGCAAUUCUUAAACAAGGAAUUAAAGAAAACUGAGAAGUUUUUCACUAGGUCCAACUCUUGGUCCAUUUAAAGGGGUCUGGGUUCUUUUAAAGAAGACACAUUUUAAACCCAAAUGCUCUGUUGUAGUGCAUCAGGCCUAACAAUUUGAAUAUAAUUAUUUGUUACCAUUUACUGUAAAUACAGAUAAUAUAUUGUAAAAAUUUAAUGAAAUGGUCUUGCAUUAUGACUGAAGUUUUUAUGGUUUUGUGUGAAUACUUGUGUACUUCUCUUUCUUUCAGUUUUUUAUGCUACAAAUAAUUAUUUGAUUUUUUUAUGUGAUGUAAAAUAAAACAUUCUAGAAGAGGAAAAACAUAAGCAUUAAUACUAUAAAACAAAACGCUUAUAGAUGUCAGUUGUGUGCUAAAUAAAAUAUAACAAUAAACCGGGACAAAUAUCUCAGACAUUUUUUAUAUUUUUUAAAGUACUAGGCUAAGUUACAUAUUAAUAAUAGUAAGUAAUUGUGUCCGUGUACAUUUUUCUUUUAACCAUGCGAGACAGUUAUACAUAACAUAAUAACUAUAGCUUAAAAAUAGUAACUUUAGAAACUAACUUUCACUAAUAAGUUAACAAAAGUGAUAUAGGCCAGUGCUUAAAGGGUUAGUUCACCCAAAAGUAAAACAAACCUCAUGUUGUUCCAAACCCAUAAGACCUUCUAUCAUCUUUGGAAUUAUAUUUCUGAUAAUCUCAGAAAACCAUACGACCCUCAGUAG
Molecule: messenger RNA, 3321 nt
Organism: Puntigrus tetrazona (Sumatra barb)
Lineage: Eukaryota; Metazoa; Chordata; Actinopteri; Cypriniformes; Cyprinidae
Product: chitin synthase chs-1-like
Exons: 17
Coding region: 55-2523 (822 amino acids)
Cellular component (GO): cell periphery; cell septum
Molecular function (GO): chitin synthase activity
Source: RefSeq, a predicted model, not a curated record